AUGGAACAACCAGGGCCCAUUGCCGAAAUCGCGAAACCUGGCAUCAAAGCGCCACGCGAGCUGGCCAUUUCGCUGCGAGAAGAAGUUGCCCGGAUUCUUGGGAGGAGUUCGAUUGGUUUCCCCGGAGCGCAACCUGUUAGCUUUGCUCGCAAGCACCUAGAAGAACUGCGAAGAGAGGACUAUUAUGUCUGCGAAAAGUCCGACGGCAUUCGCUACCUCCUCUACCUAACGGUCGACGAAGAAAACCAAGAAGUCCACAUGCACUUUCCCAUGCCCAACGACGUCCAAGCCUUCCACCGGGGCACCCUCAUCGACGGCGAGCUAGUGAUGGACACGGUCCCUGGAACGAACGGGCGAAAAGAGCCUCGCUUUCUGGUGUUUGACCUGCUCGCGCUCGACGACAAGGCCGAGCUCCUCAACAAGCCCCUUGACAAGCGCCUCGGCUACUUCCGCGCCUACGUUUACGAACCCUACAAGAAGCUCCUCCAACAGUUCCCGCAGGAAAUCCCCUUUAUGGCCUUCAAGGUGGAGAUGAAGCGCAUGGAGCUCUCAUACGGCAUCGAGACCAUGUUCCGCGAGGUAAUACCGGCCCUCAAACACGACAGCGACGGCCUCAUCUUCACGUGCCGCACCACUCCUUACCACUUCGGCACCGACCCGCACAUUCUCAAGUGGAAAGCGCCCCACGAGAACACGCUCGAUUUCCGCCUGCGCCUCAAUUUCCCCCUCGUAGAAGCCACCGAAGACGAGCUGGACCAGGGGUUUCCGGAGCAAUUCACAGACUACGACUCGGUCCCGCAGGCGGAACUGCACGUUUUCUGCGGCAACGACGGGCCCAACAAAUACGAAUGUUUCCCGGACCCGCUCUACCUCGCCGAGGACGAGUGGGAAACGUUGAAAUCGCUGGGCGACCCGUUGCAGGACCGCGUGGUGGAGUGCUGUCUGGAUGCCGAGGGACGGUGGCGGCUGUUCAGGUUCCGCGAUGACAAGAAUGAGGCGAACCAUACGAGUACGGUCACCAGCGUCAUGGCGAGUAUAAAAGAUGGCGUGUCGGAUGCGGAGCUCCUGACUGCGGCGACGGCGAUCAAGGAGAGCUGGAAGAUUAGGGCGCAGAAGAGGAAGACGGAACAGGGGCCCGCGAAGCAUUAG
Messenger RNA from Sordaria macrospora k-hell, 1149 nucleotides. The record is from RefSeq and is a predicted model, not a curated record. Lineage: Eukaryota; Fungi; Ascomycota; Sordariomycetes; Sordariales; Sordariaceae.